Dentiscutata heterogama is the source of this 763-nucleotide messenger RNA. The record is from the annotation of a GenBank genome assembly. Lineage: Eukaryota; Fungi; Glomeromycota; Glomeromycetes; Diversisporales; Gigasporaceae.
AUGAAAAAUAAAAAUCAUUUGGUGUCUUUGAUUAAGAAGAUAAUUGACUAUCAGAAACCAGAUCACCUUGCUAGAUCUUGUAUACAAAAAUGUCAAGUUGGUAAUAGAUGUAUCAAUGUGAGGUGGAUAGAUUUUGAAAUUAAUAGAGAAGGAAUUGAUCAUGUGAAGAAAAAGAGUAAAAUUAGUGAUGGCAUAAGAGGAACAUUUGUAAAAAUAAAUAGAAAAGUGGCAGAAGCAUCAAUUAGAUUUAGUUCAAGUAAUGACUGUAUUGAUCGUGAUUUUGUUGGAUAUAUCUCUGAUAUUAAGAUUGAUGUGUGUAGUGUUAAAAAAUGGUCAGUGUAUUAUACAAUUAAGUCAGGCCUUAAAAAAGCAAUAUUCAUAAAAGAGGAUCAAUCUGCAAAAGAUAUAAAGUUCAACGUUAAUGAUAAUGAGGGUGAAGCUGCAGAUAGUAGAGCAAAUAAACCUGGAAAUUACCAACAUGGGAUUAAAAAUGAAAAAGAUGAGCAAAAGGCAUCAUCUUGUUAUGACAAAAAUGAAAGAUGUGUAAAAUUAGAAGGAGUAUAUGUAAAUCAGCCAUGCGCUAUACGAACAAUAAAUGGUAUAUUCAGAACUAGAGGCCCUGUGAACAAUCCAACAAGAUUGUGCGAUUUGAGUACCUCACAGGGUAUAGAUGUUCAGAAUCGAUGUAAAAGUACAAAAGUUAAAAUGUUGAAUGCUCAGAAGCUUGAUGGUUAUAAGAACCUUGAGCAAGGUGUUGGUUGGA